AUGGCAUCCCAACAAAAAUGGGGAUUUAUGUUCGAUGAUGACAAGUUCGUCAGUCAGUACAAGACGGGCGAGCAUAUUACCGGUCGAUUUGCCCAAAUUCUGUUAGACCAGACUGGCAUGGUCGCAGACUCCAAAACCACACCCGACCGAUCUCUCGUGGUGUUUGACAAUGCAUGCGGAACUGCGGUUGUCUCCCACAUCCUGCACCGUGAACUUGAUGAUACGGUGAAGAGCAGGUGGAAGUUGACAUGCGGAGAUACCUCGCCAGGCAUGCUCAAGUGGGCAAAGUCUCGUAUGGAAAAUGAGAAUUGGCAGAACACAGAGGUGAAACUCGUGGAUGCCCAGGACACUGGGCUUCCUACAGCACAUUUCACCCACGUUAUCACUGCUUUUGCUUAUAUGGGAUGUCCGAAAUCACUCUCUGCUCUUGAUGAAUCUGUUCGAAUUCUACAGCCUGGGGGCACAAUUGCUUUCUCGACGUGGAUAGACCCUGCUUGGAUCUCCGUUGUCCAACAGGCCGCAAAGGUCAUUCCCGGGAAUUUCCCAUUCCCUAGUUCUAAAGAAUUUCUCAAGGUACUAGGCAGCGGUGAAUGGGACUCGGUGUCCUGGAUCGAAACUCAGCUGAAGGAGCGUGGGCUCCAAGACAUUCAAGUGCAGCCGAACACCCAGGCGAUCUCACUCACUGUACCGGAUUUCAGCAAGAUGGUUGCGGUUAUGUUUCCAAUGAUAACCAAGUUCUUCUGGACAGAAGAACAACGAGAAAGACAGGAAGAAUUUGUUGGCGGCCUGCAGCAGUAUCUCGAACGUACCUAUGGGAAGGAUGGAGAAAUGGCCAUGGAGUGGACCGCUAUUCUUUCCACUGCCCGCAAGGCAAACUAG
Messenger RNA from Penicillium macrosclerotiorum, 879 nucleotides. It is a transcript of the gene gtmA, whose product is annotated as gliotoxin thiomethyltransferase. Lineage: Eukaryota; Fungi; Ascomycota; Eurotiomycetes; Eurotiales; Aspergillaceae. The coding region runs from base 1 to 879 and encodes 292 amino acids. Gene Ontology annotation, molecular function: methyltransferase activity. The transcript has 4 exons. The record is from RefSeq and is a predicted model, not a curated record.